This is a messenger RNA of Morchella sextelata, 4281 nucleotides long. RefSeq lists its product as uncharacterized. Bases 1 to 4281 code for a protein of 1426 amino acids. The record is from RefSeq and is a predicted model, not a curated record. The transcript is spliced from 3 exons. NCBI's taxonomy places the organism in Eukaryota, Fungi, Ascomycota, Pezizomycetes, Pezizales, Morchellaceae.
AUGGCGGGCAUCACGCAGUGGUCCAUUUGGAGCAAUAAUAACGCUGGUGCGAAGAAGAAGGGCGACCGGGGGGAUUUGCAGGACAGCGCAUUGGACGGCGGCGGCAAUGGUGGUUGUGGUGGUGGUGAUAAUAAUAGUAAUGAGGACUUAUCAAUGAGUGGGGGAAGUGAUAGUGGAGGAGACGGAGGAGUAGGAGGGGGGUUGGUGGUGGGUGAAAUGGAGGGGAAGUCGUCGUCGUCGUCGUCGUUGUCGUCGUUGCUGUGGUCGGGGAACGGAGAAUUAGGGAAGCUACUGCUGGGGGGAGAUGAGAAUGAAUUGGGACAUGCAGCAGCAGCAGCAGAAGCAGCAAUAUUGAUAGCUGGUGUGGAGGGGAUUGGGGAGGAACAAUUAAUGCUAAUGGGAAACAAACUCGGUCACGACGUCACCUCUAAUCUUUUGACAGCUACCACUACUGCUAGUACCAACCUCGAUCUCAAUGAUAGUCGUAAUAAUAGUGCCACACCAACAAAGCUCAGGCUCAGGCUAAUUGCAACAAAAUUGUCGACCGCAAUCACCAGAUCGCCCUCGCCCUCUGCUGCUUCUUCCGUGGUGACCUCGCCGGUGCUGGCCAGUUUCUCAAUAUCGAGUCCUCUUGUAUCCCACUCCAGCCACACUCUGGCCCUUCGUCAUGAGGUGAACGACGCAAAUGGCGAGAGCCUCACCUUGCAGCACAGUUUUUACCGUGAGGCAGGCCCCACCUUUGGCGGGAGACCAACCUACCACAGCUCCCACUCAGCCGUUAGGCCUACUACUGCAGUCCCCUCCGCAAGUGCUUCUUACACCUUCUCCGAUCACUUAAGCUCUCUUGGCCAUCCGGACCCAAUCACCCUCCACAAGUCCAGGUCAGCCAACGACCUGUCUCUCUUUCUCCCACUCGACGAAUGCCUCCCGCCUAUCCCUCCCUCCCUUUGGGGGUCGCGCCAGCAAUACGCCUGCAAACACGCAGACACGUUCACAGCUGGCCAGGUGGCAGCCUUGUCCGACAACCACCACCACCACCACCACCACCACCACCACCACAACAACCAGAAUCUCGACCUCCACCACACUACUCACGCUCACACUCACACACCGACUGAUGAGAAUCACUCAAUUCUCAACCACGAAAUUUCCCCCGCCGUGGUGGUCGUAGCUUCUCCCACCACUCCUCCUCCUCCUCCUCCUCCUCCUAGUGCUCCUCUCCUUCCCCCCCAGCAGGGAAAACCUAAACCUGCACUCGGUCCACCCCUAACAUUCUCCUGCGAGGAAAAGAUCUCCCCACUCAGCCCCGAAGACGCAAUUGCCAGUCCUGGACGUCGGCCCUGCCAUGAAACGUCGUCCUCUUCGUCCCUCACAUCACCUAAACCAACUCCGUCUUUGUUGUUUGACCCCGAAACCUUUUCGUUCUCCGAGCAACAACACGAUCGUUCUCUCUCCACCCCUCCUCCUCGUACCCACCACGUUUCUCCCGUAAACGAUCUCUUCAGCACACCUCCGUCGUUGUUGUUGUUGUCGUCCGGUACUUCGGUUGUCGAGCCUCGAGAUACCGAUAAUCGGCCAUCGGAGUUGUUGACAGAACUCUCUGGCGACGCCUCAUCAUCAUCUUUGUCUCCAUCGUCGACAUCAUCACCACCAUCAUCAUCAUCAGCAUCAUCACCAGCAGCAUCAUCAUCAGCAGCAGCAGCAGCAGGAGUGAGAACAGCAGAAGAAACUGUCAACGUCAAUCUUUUGGCUGAAUUCCCCUGGUGUGCAGCCGGCCCCGAAGCGGAUCCCCUCGCAUCCCCCACAUACACGCCAGCUCAGCGCUUUCUCCCUCCGCUCCCGCCUCCACCUUCUCCAUCGUCAUCUUCCGUGGCGCCUCAGUCCGGGAAGGAACGUUCGGCACUAGUGAUACCCACCCUCAUACUCGAGCAAUUCUUUUCCGACUCUGCGAUGCCGAAGUUGCGGUCAUCGGAUAGCGGUGUGAGUUCACGCACACGCCCCGACCCUCUCCGCCCUACCAGUUUUGGAGGUGCAAAUGUGCCAAAAGCACCGUCCUCGCCCCACAGCACCCACAGCAUUGGGCGUAUGUUCUCGACAAAAAUACGUGGUCUAUUGCACAGUCGUGAUAGGCGGGCAAGUAGUCCUCUCAGCCCCCCCAAUGUUGCCUCAAGUAUCCACGAGGCCCAAUUUGUGUCUGCGUCGGUGCCUUCCUCGCCGCGCACCACUGCGCACUACCCAUUGCCUCUGAACGAGAUUCAUCCAAGCCAGUUGUCGAGGGACUCGACUGAGGAGUAUGUCGGAUAUGCCGCUUCAGGUCACUCUUCGUAUAGGUCUGCGGACUCGCCCACAACACGGACCGAGACAACAAGUCAAGACUCGUCGACAACGACCGAUUCCACCGGCAUCCGGAGUGGUCGCAGUUCGUUCCAGAGCUUCCACGAUGAGAAGAGGCGUUCGGAUUCUCCGUCGAGCCCCAUCACUCCGGACGGUGAUUACAUGUUUGCCAGGAGCUCGCCAGAAAAGACCGGAAGCGAUAAUUACUACCCCUGCAACAGCUUUGAUGAUGAUGACGGCAGGUCGCAGGAGGUGCUUUUUUGCCUCGACGAAGGCAACCUGAUGCUUAACCAGGGCAUUCCCUCGGUGAAUAUCGAGGCCCCAACGCCCACGGUGAACAAGCACUCCAGUCACUCAUCGGCAGUGACAGCCUCAUCCCGAAUUCCUCGGCCCAUGUCCUCCAGGUCACGCUCGGCGAGCCCAGCACCCCAGCGAGCCCCGAGCUUUGCGGCUUCGAUCCGGGAAGAGAUUACUGGUCGGGAGACGCCGUCAUUCCUGGCACCGAGACCUGCACCAAUCCCAAUCCCAGUUGCGGGAUCUGCAAAGCCUGCCCUGCAUCCCUCGGCCGGUGGGUCGAAGCUUCUGCGAACCAGCACCAUGAGCUCAAGAUCGUCGGCAGUCAACCAGGCCAAGGCACCACUAUCACUGACACCCAGGGUACGGACAAAUUCCAUCACUCGGCCGUCGACAGCCAACCGUCCUGGCACAUCGUUCUCGGCCAUGUCGAUGAACUCCAAUAGGAGCAUGCAUAUGCAUAGUCCCAAGUCGCCUGGGAUGCCCAUGGACAACCUUGCUGAUGUAGACGAGAACAUCGUGCUCCCACCCCCACACAGCCCAGGCGCAGCAGCAUCAGCAUCAGCCUUCAAUCCUGAUAAGUUCGCGUCCAGAGGCUCGCGGGGCAACAACAAGCCCAGCUCGCUGCUGCACGAGAUCGUCAUACCCCCCCAGUUCGACGCCGGCUCGUUCAGGACGGCCCCUGUCUCGCCCACGGCCGCAUCAGAGUACAGCUUCACCGCGGGGCUGUCGCCAAAGAGGAUACCCGACGACAUGCAGAACAUGCGGCCCAUCGUCUUCAACACCGAGACGUCGGACAAUGACGUCUCGAUCCCGUUCUUCCCCGUGGCGCCCGCGCAUGCAGCGCCACAGGCAGCAGCAACAGCAGUACCGGUUGUGGCAGCGGCAGCCGAGGCGCCCCGCCGCUCAAAGACCGUCAGCCUACGACAUGCCUUCACCCGGCUCAACUCGCACGUCAACAAGCGCGGUGCAAACCACCCGCCCAUCACGCCCGACAUCAUCUCGCGUCCCUCAAACGCAAUCAAGUACGGCGGCCCCCAUCCGCUCUCCUCCGAAAUCUCCCACUCCCUCGACAACAACGACGACGCCUGCGAGAAGGGUCACAACCACAGUGGAUCAUCAUCGUCGUCGUCUCGACCCCGCGCAACCUCUGGUGGGACACUGCCGUCGUCCUCCUCGUCCUUUGCACGUUGGAAAUCAGGCCACGCAAGAUCGUCGUCCAACCCGUCGAACCUCCCGCCCGUGCUGCCGCCCUCGCAGCAGCAGCUGCAUCAGCCAGUCUACUACUCCCCACCAGGCACCGUCCCCACGAGCCCCACACUGUCUGCCACCACCACCUCCUCGCCUACUGGCACUGGGGUGCAGGCCGUGGCCCUCACGGACGAGGAGCGCUCCGAGCUCGCACGCAUGCCGGGCACCAUCUUCCUCAAGACUGCGCGCAGUGGCGAGAGCGCGGACGGCGAGCUGAUUAUCGAGGAGCACAGGUUGAAGCCGCGGAAGGGGAUGCAGGGGAGCGGUGAUGCGGGGAAGUGCAGGUUUUGUAGGAGGGGGCCGUUUCCAAAUAUGUGGGUGUGUUUGGACAGCUGUGGAUUUGUCAUGUGUAGGGUGUGUGCGAAUGAGAGCGUGCAGGGCGGGGAGGCAGAGCUUUUUUGA